Messenger RNA from Pecten maximus, 2548 nucleotides. Its product is annotated as cyclin-dependent kinase 20-like. Lineage: Eukaryota; Metazoa; Mollusca; Bivalvia; Pectinida; Pectinidae. Gene Ontology annotation, cellular component: nucleus. The transcript is spliced from 10 exons. The record is from RefSeq and is a predicted model, not a curated record. Gene Ontology annotation, molecular function: ATP binding; cyclin-dependent protein serine/threonine kinase activity. Gene Ontology annotation, biological process: protein phosphorylation. The coding region runs from base 212 to 1243 and encodes 343 amino acids.
AUAUAACAUUAUUAUUACUUUUUGACUCUGUGAGCGCGGCGCUGCUCUGGCGGAGAGUAGAAAUUUUGUCGUUCGGGUUAUCUCCCUUCACUCCGUUCUCCAAUUUGUUCGGUAAGAAAAACUGAAGGCACAUAGCAUAACGACAAGUCAACAAUUCAUCGAUUGGUGAAGAUGUGACAUGUAGCGGAGCCUAAAACAGCGCUAAUUGAUCAUGGAACAAUACACAAUCUUGGGUAGGAUUGGAGAAGGUGCCCAUGGUAUUGUCUUAAAGGCGAAGCAUGUAGAGAGCGGUGAAGUUGUUGCCCUCAAAAAGGUUCCCCUACGGAAACUAGAUGAUGGCAUCCCUACUACAGCUCUUAGGGAAAUAAAAGCUUUACAAGAAAUUGAAGAAAACCCUUAUGUGGUGAACCUUCGCGAAGUGUUCCCCCAUGGCAGUAGUCUGGUACUUGUGUUUGAGUACAUGUUGUCUGACCUCUCGGAGGUCAUAAAAAAUUCAGACCACCCACUGUCUGAGGCCCAGGUCAAGUCCUACAUGUUGAUGCUGUUGAAAGGUGUUGCAUUCUCACAUGAAAACAACAUAAUGCAUAGAGAUCUGAAGCCAGCAAACUUGUUGAUAAGCUCAACUGGUCAUCUGAAAAUCGCUGAUUUUGGACUUGCCAGAGUGUUCCAAAACAAGGGUGACCGACAAUACAGUCACCAGGUAGCCACAAGAUGGUACCGUGCCCCAGAACUUCUGUACGGAGCCAGGAAGUAUGAUGAGGGUGUUGAUAUUUGGGCUGUUGGAUGCAUAUUUGGAGAACUACUAAACAACUCACCACUUUUCCCUGGAGAAAAUGACAUAGAACAGCUGUGCUGUGUAUUGAGAGUGCUGGGAACACCUAACGAGAGCAUAUGGCCUGGAAUCUCCGAGCUACCAGAUUAUAACAAGAUCACAUUCCCGGAUAAUCAGCCUAUUCCACUGGAAGAGAUAGUCCCAGAUGCUACCCAUGAAGCUCUCAGCUUACUAAAAAAACUCUUAGUGUAUCCAACAAAGUCAAGGAUUUCAGCGAAGGAUGCCUUGUUACAUCCGUACUUUUUCAGUGAGCCCCUCCCUGCUCAUCACUCAGAGUUGCCAAUUCCUCAACGCAGUAAGAGGGGACUACCUCGUCGACAACAGACUCAUGAAUAUAACAUUGAUCUUCCCUUAGAGAAAAGCUUGAUAGAUCCUGACCUGCUAGCCCCAUAUGUUGUUAAGUUUAAAUAGAGAAAUUCUGCAGUAAGAAGAGAUAUGGUUUUAUAUGGUGGUGCGAUAUAAUAAUCUGCAUUGUACAUGUAGCAGAUUCAUGCCUGUCCAUGUUACCAGGUAUAUAUAAUGCAGAAAAUAAGUUACUCUGCAAAUCGUCUUACAUCUGAGUGAACUAUCAACACCAUUCACAUGGAUGAGUCAUAUAUAGCCUGGAAAAUUUGGCAUCUGAAUUAGAAUACAAAGCAUGUAUCUCCCUUGUUUCACAUGUGAGAUAAUAUGAAGUGUGACAUCUGAAUAAGAUUAUCUCCCCUGUUUCACAUAUAGAAAGAUGGGGCGAACUUGAUUCUGGCUUGCCGUUCUUGCCGUUUAUCGGUUUUGAGCUUGCCGUCGGCACGUACAUUCAAGCAAAGCGGCACAGUUGCACUUUGGCCGACAUAGACCAAAACAUAUUUAUUUUUAUUUAUUUUAUAUAUUCAUAUAUGAAUAGACAUACUGUAUUUCAAAGGCAUUGUAAACAUCGAACGCUGCAGCAUAUUCAAAAUCAACUUAUUUUGCAGUAUAUGUAUGACUAAGAUAGCAUGACAGGCUCAAAACAAGUUGAAAUUCUUUAAUUUCUCACUUAAUCUAAUCUUUCGGUUGAACACAACGCCAUCUUGUUUGCCAGUGUGCCGGUGCUUUCAAACCGGCAGGAAUUUUCGUCGAUUGGCACGUGCCGAAAUUGCGCGCGCAUAUUCGGGACACAAUCAAGUAAUUUUGCCCCCUUGCCGCCUUGCCACCGGCACGUCAGAAUCAAGUUCGCCCAUGGAUUGUGACAUCUGAAUAAGAUUAUCUCCCCUGUUUCACAUAUAGAAAGAUGGAGUGUGACAUCUAAAUUAGAUUAUCUUCCCUGUUUCAUAUAUAAAUUGGUGGAGUGUGACAUCUGAAUAAGAUUAUCUCCCCCGUUUCACAUAUAAAAUGCAGAGUUUGAUCUCUGAACAAGAUUAUCUUCCAUAUUAACAAAGAUAUAACAAGUAUGGAUAUCUUCAAUUCUCCACUUGAUUGAUAGCACUCUGCACAUGUAUUAUGCUAUAGUCAUAAAGAUAAUCAUCACAUUUAUGGAUGUAGUAUCAACAGUAAGAUAAUUUAAGCUUUGAUUUGUAUAAGUCUUGAAUAUGUAACUAGGUUGAAUGUUUGUGAUAUAAUUUGUACUUCAUUACUCAGAAAUACACCGGAAAGUGACUUUGGUACGACUACAACUACAUGUAUGUUUGACAUCAUUGAAUCAUUUUCAUUUCAUCUCAAAAUCCGUCCAAAGAAAUAAAUACAAAUGUAAAUUUCAAUUAA